This is a messenger RNA of Pseudoliparis swirei, 9025 nucleotides long. RefSeq names its product rho guanine nucleotide exchange factor 9. The coding region runs from base 340 to 4125 and encodes 1261 amino acids. Gene Ontology annotation, molecular function: protein binding; guanyl-nucleotide exchange factor activity. NCBI's taxonomy places the organism in Eukaryota, Metazoa, Chordata, Actinopteri, Perciformes, Liparidae. The transcript is spliced from 15 exons. The record is from RefSeq and is a predicted model, not a curated record.
UCGGGGAGUUUCUCUCAGUUUGGUGAUAGCUGGCGGAGUUUUUUCUUUCGAGGCGAACACCAAACCCAUGACAGCCCAGGAGGAGCCGCGCGGUCCGCAGCGCCACUCCAAGCCGGACGUGAGCUAUUAAUCCCGGGACCUGGAGCCGGCGUGGUGCGUUUACGGACAGCGACGACGGGGCAAUGCCCAUUUAAACUGGCGGAGGGAGAAAGUGCUCGGGGGUAAGUUACCAGCUUUCACGUCUGAAUGUGGAAGUGGUGACCGGGAACACGGUUGUUCGAGAGCCCCGAGACAUGAUGUCCACUGGAGCCGAGAGCUGACACUGUCGAAUGAGAGAGGAUGGAGCAGCCAGACAACCCUGCCCCCGCCAGCAACAACCCUAAUGGGUUUGUCAACCGAGUGUUUAAUGUGUCUCUGGAUGUGGAGAAUGAGACCAGCAGUGUUUAUAUUCAAGAGACCGGGCCAGAGCCUGCAGAGGGGCAGGGCGAGCCCCCGGCUGCCUCUUCUCAGACCCACGUCGUGGAGAGACAGGAGGUCAACCGGAGGCCACGCGGCGCCACGGGGGGCAUCUGGAGGAUCUUGAACCGAAAGAGAGCCGGUUCGGAGCUGGAGCGCCGACCCCACUCCAUGAUCCUGCCCGGGGAGGCCUCCGUCCCCAAGCUGUCGUUCGCCGACAAAGUCCGCUCCUUCAAGAAGCUCAAAUCCCCCUCCGUGUUUCGAGGGAAGACGGAGAAGUUGUCCGCGGCCGCCAAGUUCGGCAGCUCCCUGAUGGACGAGGACUCUUUCUGCAGGGACUUCGGCACCCCGCAGCAGUCCGGCAGGAGCGCGCUCAGACACCGCGCCAAGAGGCACUCGUACGCGGGCCACACGGCGGAAUUCGACUGCUCGUUCGAAGACAUCGACCUCUCGGCUCCUCCGGACGGCCACCAGCCCGCUGCGGCGGGGGAGGUCGCGACCCCGAAUGGUUGUAAACUGUCCGAAAGAGUUUGCUACACGAAAAGAAGCCAGGGCAAUUCAAACAACUGCAACAGAACGUCCGCCUGCUGCAACGAGCCGAGCGUCAAGGGAAGCCCGGGCGCCCAGCGCGGGCGAGGGAGGAGGCGCAAAGAUGUGUGGAGUUACCUGAGGAGGAUUUCCAUCUUGGGGAAGGCCAAUCCCGUCUACUCGGAGAGGAGCUUCGACUCCGAGCUUCCCUCUUUGGACAAGACCAUGGACUCGGACUACGGUUCCGUUGACUUUGGGAGCGUCAGGGACUUCCAGCCGCCGCCCCCAAAACACUCCGACCCCAAGGGCCACUUUGGCGGUCUGUUCAAGUUUUUCACCAGCGUGGCGGAUACGGCCAGAAAAUGGCGGACGACGACGCACUCCUUCUCUCCUCCGGAGGGAGAGAGGACGCCGGCGGGCUCGCCGAUGGGCUCGCCGCGGCCUCCGCAGCCGCCGGCGGACAGCAUCCGCAGCGUGUCCCUGACACUCCGCAGCGAAGGACUUCCGAAAUCCCGGCCGGCGGCGGCGGCGUCGCCCGCGACCGCUAAAUCCUCGCAUCCCCCAGAGGCCCCGUCACCUGUGCCAGGUGGAGGCUCCCCGAAGGCGGUCCUGAAGGCCUUCAGGGCACGCCCGGGAGCUCGAGCCGUCAACGGCCUUCAGAGUUCCGAGGGGACAGACAGACAUGUCGACGGAGACCCAAACCACAGGUCCACAGCCGUGGUCGAGGAUCGCAUCCCCCAGUCGGAGGCGGAAAAAGAUGCAGAGGUUGAAAGCGAUCCAUCGAGCCGUCUCUGUGAAGAGGAAACGGAGAAUGAGCGGGAUUCCAGGGACGCUCCGCCGUUCGCCCGGCAGAUACAGGAAGCGAGCGUCCAAUCGCAACGAGGCGAUGAAGAGAGCGCGACCGACCGCGUCCCCGCAUCCGAUUCCACGGAGGAAAUAUUCAAGCUGUGUGAGCAGAUUGCCGGCCAGACGGGCGGCGGCGUGAGACAGCCGUGGCCGGCCGGGCCCGACUCCAACACAGAGGAGAGCUCUGUGCCUCACAAGCGCCCUCGUCCUCGCCCUCGCCCGGCCUCAGCCGCACUGGAGCCACACCGAGAUCUCUGCAGCCGCGACAGCGAGCAGGUGGGCUCGCCGUGCCGCCGGAGACGCAGGCCGUCUCCCAGCAUGCAACAGUCCCCGGGGCAGAGACGGACGGCCGCUCGCCGCAGGCGGCCCCGCUCUGUCACAGAGACCGGCGUGACUAGGGAGACGCAGCGGCACCACAGAGCCUUGUCCCGCCCCCCGGGCGUGUCACCGUCAGAGCCCCCGCUCAGGGCUGCCCUCCUGCGGUGCCGCUCCCUGCCGCUGCCCCCCAGCGCCCUCGCCGCCAUGGCGCUGCUCCUUCCUCAGUCAGCGGACGUCGGCCAGUCGUCGUCGUCGGUGCGCCUGCGGAGCUCCGGAGGCUCCGGGAGCUGCAGGAGGAGGAGGAUGUUGAGGCCGGGAUCAGAACCACUGCAGGUCAACGUGUUGAUAAGUGGAGGUUCAAUCGUCAACGCCGAGGCGGUAUGGGACCAUGUGACCAUGGCGGACCGGGAGUUGGCGUUUAAGGCCGGCGACGUCAUCAAGGUGCUGGACGCCUCCAACAAGGACUGGUGGUGGGGCCAGAUCGACGAGGAGGAAGGAUGGUUCCCCGCCAGCUUCGUACGGGUGGAGCCCCACCAUCCUCAGCCCCAAACAAAACAGGUUUUCUAUAUCAACCCCAUAGCAACUCCACGGUUCCAAAACACCAUGUCAAAGCUGUGGGUGAACCAGGAGGACGUGGGCGGGGAGCCCUCUGAGGGGUCCAGCGACCUGCAGAACGGCCACUUGGACCCGACCAACCACUGUCUGUGUCUGGGCUCGCCGCUCCAGAACCGAGACCAGAUGAGAGCCAACGUCAUCAACGAGAUCAUGAUCACGGAGAGACACUACAUCAAACACCUCAAGGACAUCUGUGAGGGCUACCUGCGCCAGUGCAGGAAGCGCGUGGACAUGUUCAACGACGACCAGCUGAAGGUCAUCUUCGGGAACAUCGAGGACAUCUUCCGCUUCCAGAUGGGCUUCGUGAGAGACUUGGAGAAACAGUACAACACGGACGACCCCCACCUCUCUGAGAUCGGGCCGUGCUUUUUAGAACACCAAGAUGGCUUUUGGAUCUACUCUGAAUACUGUAACAACCACUUGGACGCCUGCAUGGAGCUGAGCAAGCUGAUGAGGGACGGCCGGUACCAGCACUUCUUCGAGGCGUGCCGCCUCCUCCAGCAGAUGAUCGACAUCGCCAUCGACGGCUUCCUGCUCACGCCCGUCCAGAAGAUCUGCAAAUAUCCACUCCAACUGGCCGAGCUUCUCAAAUACACGGCGCAGGAGCACAGUGAUUAUCGAUACGUGGCAGCAGCGCUGGCAGUAAUGCGGAACGUCACUCAGCAGAUAAACGAGAGGAAGAGGAGGCUGGAGAACAUCGACAAGAUCGCCCAGUGGCAAGCCUCCGUCCUGGACUGGGAGGGGGAGGAUAUCCUGGACAGGAGCUCGGAGCUCAUCUACACCGGGGAGUUGUCAUGGAUCUAUCAGCCCUACGGACGCAGCCAGCAGCGAGUGUUCUUCCUCUUUGAUCACCAGCUGGUUCUCUGUAAGAAGGAUCUGAUACGCCGAGACAUCCUCUACUACAAGGGCCGCAUCGACAUGGACCGCUACGACGUGCAGGACACCAUGGACGGGCGCGACGACGACUUCAACGUCAGCGUGAAGAACGCCUUCAAGCUGUGCAACAAGGACAGCGAGGAGCUCCACAUCUUCCUGGCCAAGAAGCCCGAGGAGAAGGUGCGCUGGCUCAGGACCUUCCACGAGGAGAGGAAGAUGGUGCAGGAGGACGAGAAAAUCGGUUUUGAGAUCUCCGAGUCCCAGAAGCGGCAGGCGGCCAUGUCGGUGAGAAAGGUGACCAAACAGAAAGGUGUAAACAGGUGCACGCCCCCCUCGUACCCGCCCCCCCAGGACCCCCUCAGCGCGGGGCAGUAUGAGGCAUCGGAGGACAUGGCACAAGGAGAGGUUUUUGAAUUCAGUCAAUCCAAAAGAGGCCAGGCUCCUUUCUGGCAUAAUUUUAGUAGAUUAGCUCCAUUUAAGAAAUAAGAGACACUCACAUUGGACUCUUCUGAAGGACCAGAUAUUUUUCUUAGAAGCACUAAACACUGGAGGAUCAUGAUGAAGAAAAUACCACACACACACACACACACACACACACAAGAGACUUUUGAAAUCAUGGACCAUAUAUAAUACGGCGUGUGACUGGAAGCAGCAAGAGGACUUGAAGACUUUGAUUUCAAAAAACAUUUGAGGAAAAAACAACAACAACAAAAACUUUAUAAUUCAACAUGUGUCAGUGACGUUCUUAGUCAUCACGCUUUUUUCCAGCCGAGUCGCCCGUCAUGAACUCGUUCCCCUCCCUCGGAUUCGACAUCUUCUUCACGCCACCUGAAUGGAGGGGGGGGGGGGAGGGGGCGAUCUCGCUAUGUGAGAUUUGCUCGUUGCGUUCUUUCUGAAUGUGAGAUUGAAUAACGACGGGACCCCCCCCCCCCCCCCCACGGCGGCUUCUGAAGGACCUAUCGGACGCCAUCGCUGAGUUAGACCCAGGCCCCUAACAUCUGGACCCCCCCCCCCCUCAUCCACACGUUCCUCUCUCUAGCUGCUCGCAUACAGUAACCACCCUCACCCCACCAGGUCUGACGUUUCACGGUGUCUCCCCUCGCUCUCCACCACCCAUCACCCGUGCUCUCUCUAUCUCUCUCUCUCCACCCCUCCCGCUCAGACGAGCUCCUCGCUUCUUCUUUUUUUUUUUUUUUGUGGAAACCUGCCAUUGGCUCGGAGUUACAACGUCGCUACAGUUGGAACAUCCUAUAGAAUACCGACAUCACCUUUCACCCUCACACUUCUGACAGGGUAUUCCAUAACCGCCGACGAAGCCCCGCCCCCUCUCCCCCCAGAGACCACCCCUGUAGCACUGUGCUGGCAGCUCACCGGACGACGUCUGGAAAGAAAAACGUCCGACAAACCGGAAGUCGAAGCGUCGGCCAUCAAAACAAAGACUCCUUCGAUCGGCUUGAUUUUUUCUUUCUUUUUUCGAGCAGCGCCACGCCGGGGGAAUCUGGAUCAAACCCUCAACCGGCACAAGGGGAAAUCUAAAAAUAUAUAUAUAUAUAUGUUUAAAUGAACCGUAGCGGUCAGUUGUGAGUUUAGCGAUGAAAGAACGUACGCUGCAGACGUGUGAGCCGCCACCAGGGGGAGCCGGAGAAACGCGACUUCAAUCUGCAGGUGUUCCUCUGGCAGAUCCACGCAUCUCUGAAGGCUUUCGCGAUCUCGGCACUCCUCCCCGGAUCUGAUCCACGCUCUGCUCGGUGAUUCACACGGCGUCACGUUGUUGUUUCAUCAACAGAGAGCAGCAGACCGGAGGAGCUCAGCCGCCAUGAAGGUAUUUUGUUUUCUACAGUUGGAAUGUAAGCGGGUCCGAGGUUCGCGAUCCUGUUUUUGACCUCAGAUCCAGAGGUCCGCUCUGCGUUCUCACGUCACAGAUACAGUUAUGACGACGCGUGCAGCUUCAUGUAUCUUCACCGAAAGAGUUCUAUACCGUUCCAUGUGUCAUUUGUUGGCCUGCUUACGGGCCUUAUAACCCAUCGGAGAGGGGGAGGACAAAAAGAGAGGGAGAGCUGAGACUUGCUGUGUAUGUGUUUGUAAGUUAUUGUUUCAGUAAAGAAGGUAAUGAGAGACGUUGAGUCGGCUGCUGGUGUCUGUGGAGAGACGAGGCUCCCAGGGAGAUGUUACGGACGAUAACCCCCUGGUCUGGCACAGCGGAAAGAUAAAAGAUAUGGUUCCCACACGCAGAACAAUGAAGGUGCCAUCUGGAACCAAAAAUGGUUCUUCAGAGACGAACCAUUUCUGGUUCCACGAAGAACCUUUCAAACCAGGGUUCUUUAAAGAACCAUUUCCUUAAAUACUUCUUCAAAGAACAUAUAAAGGUGUCUCAAAGAACCUUAAAAAAAGGUUCUUUAAGGCACCAUAUCUGGUUCCAUGAAGAACCUUUCAAACCAGGGUUCUUAAAUAGUUCUUCAAAGAACAUAUAAAGGUGUCUCAAAGAACCUUAAAAAAGGUUCUUUAAGGCACCAUGUCUGGUUCCAUGAAGAACCUUUCAAACCAGGGUUCUUUAGAGAACCAUUUUCUUAAAUAGUUCUUCAAAGAACAUAUAAAGGUGUCUCAAAGAACCUUAAAAAAAGGUUCUUUAAGGCACCAUAUCUGGUUCCAUGAAGAACCUUUCAAACCAGGGUUCUUAAAUAGUUCUUCAAAGAACAUAUAAAGGUGUCUCAAAGAACCUUAAAAAAGGUUCUUUAAGGCACCAUGUCUGGUUCCACGAAGAACCUUUCAAACCAGGGUUCUUAAAUAGUUCUUCAAAGAACAUAUAAAGGUGUCUCAAAUAACCUUAAAAAAGGUUCUUUAAGGCACCAUGUCUGGUUCCAUGAAGAACCUUUCAAACCAGGGUUCUUUAGAGAACCAUUUUCUUAAAUAGUUCUUCAAAGAACAUAUAAAGGUGUCUCAAAGAACCUUAAAAAAAGGUUCUUUAAGGCACCAUAUCUGGUUCCAUGAAGAACCUUUCAAACCAGGGUUCUUAAAUAGUUCUUCAAAGAACAUAUAAAGGUGUCUCAAAGAACCUUAAAAAAGGUUCUUUAAGGCACCAUGUCUGGUUCCACGAAGAACCUUUCAAACCAGGUUUCUUUAAAGAACCAGUUCCUUAAAGAGUUCUGCAAAGAACCUAUAAUGGUGCCUCAAAUGAAAACAAUGGUUCUCCAGGAGGUGAUGGUUAGGAACCACGAAGCCUUUUUAAAGAACCAUUUAAGAACCAUUAUUUUUCUGUGUGCAGGCCGUGAUAACCUCAGGUCCCGUGCUACCCCCCCCCCCCAUUCCCCUACUCAACGCCACCAACAUACAGACACGAGCAUGCAGGCACACACACGCACACACACACACACACACACACUUGCUGGCCCGUUCUGCUGCGGUGAGGAGGGAUGCUAUCUAUCAGUGCCUUCCAGCAUUCCACUCGUGAUGAUCUAUUCAGCUUCGCAGGCAGAUUUGAAUUAGUCGUGUAUUUUCCCCAUCAGUGUGGGACUUGCAUCUCUCUCUCUCUCUCUCUCUCUCUCUCUCUCUCUCAUGCACAAUGGGAAUCCCUCGUUCCCCGGUGCAUGAGCUCCACCCGGACACUUCAAGGUCGUCGGGCCUUUUCCACACUGAGUAGACACUGUGCCGUCUGACUGAAACACACCUUAUUAUAUAAUAUACCACGUUCACAGCAGUGAUAACUUUAUUGCACACGGAGAAAAAAAAGGUUAAUUCUAAUUUCAGAUGUUUUAGAAACUACAUAGGGUUCCUUAUUAAUUGUUAUAUAUUUAACACGCUGACAGAUUCAUUUGAAUAUAUAGUAGGAAGCAAAUUUUCAUUAGUCGAGUUAGAGUCAAAAGUAUAUUAUUAGCGUUCAUUAGUUACGAAUCAAAAAGAAACAAAUCAUCUAUUUUACCUUUUAUCAGCUACUACACUGUAAAUAAUGUAAAAAGAACAGAUCAUAUAUUUGGAUAUUGGUAUCUUGCGUUGGAGACGAAUGUUGUUCCAGUCCUACCGGGUUAAUUAAUGCAUGAUCGUGGCAUCCAAUAUUUUGCAUGAGACUUUAGACUCUCGACAGAUUGUUUGGUUUCAUUUAACUUCCAAUGGAGAUUAUUUUUAUUUUAUUAUUUCCACAGCGCGGGAACCAUUUCAUCUCACUCAGGGGAGCUCUUCUCCGCGUCCUGCUCACGUCACCGCUCUUGUUUUUUAUUAUUUAUUCCACAUUUCCUCUGAAUCUACGGACCGUGGAGAGGAUGAAGGGAAAGAUGUUAUGGUCGCUACCAACUGAAAACGUAUUCUGAAGUCUCUAUUUCCUCUUUUUUUUCUUUGACUUCCAACCGAUAACGGUCCAAAACUCACCGGUUAUCGGUAUUUUGGGGGGUAAAAUUCCAUAUUACUUAAUCGCUGAGAGAGAGAAGAAAAAAAAACGGGUAUCAUUUUUUUCUAGAAACCAAAAUAAGAUCAUCGGUGUUUGUGUGUAUAGAUUUGUAGUCGAGCAGAAGAGAGAAAUAAAUGCUAAAAACCUCUCGGGAUGAGCUAAAAAUAAUCAUAAUCCCGAAGACGCACACACACACACACAAUUCACAUCAUGCUCCUGUUUAAGUGUGCAAUGACUUGACAGUACACACAGUUAAUUCCUCACUUGUAUUUAUUGAAUGCAGUAUUAUUAAACAGAAGCAUUUUGGCCACAUUGUUCAAAAAAGGGAUGUAUACAUUGUUUUUUUUAAUAAUUAUUUCUUAUGAUGUAAUUAUCAUUUUGACCUUGAGGACGGCGUUCCGUGUGGAAGAUUUUCCUUUUCUUUACUUAUUCUAUUUCCUGUUGUGAAACCCGAGACGGACGACUUAGCAGACUGUCGGUCGGCUGCAUCAGAUUUAUGUUUUCCCUUUUUUUUUUCGCUCAUAUUUUUAGCAUCUUCAGGAGGAACUCCUCGCGGCGUCACAAUAGGGUACAAACGAGUCUUCGCUGAGACAUUCAAUGACAACGCGGUAAUCAGAAGACUGGCAUUCUCCACCCACUGUAUAUUACCAUCUACGUUAAGGUCUGGAUCUUUUUGCCUCACACAGAACAAUGUACUCACACUAUCCAUAUCCUUUGUCACCAUAUGCAAAACAUCUGUCAUUUUUUAUUUUUUCUCGCUGGCCUUUUCUUUACAUUUUUCUUUUUUUAAGUUUGAUUAUUCGUUGUAGAAAUGGAAAAAUAAUGCCUAUUCAAAUCCAGAAACUGUGAAUGGGGAGAGCGCGUGGAGAUGUUCAACCGUGUGUGUACAUUCUAUGUUUUGAUGUAAUCAGAAGCACUGGGAAUAUGUCGUACUUCGCUGUAAAAAAUAAAUCCAUAUCUGAUUAUAGCUGUACUUUUGUUGAAAAUAAAAACCUCCGCAGAACUUCA